Messenger RNA from Misgurnus anguillicaudatus (oriental weatherfish), 2332 nucleotides. It is a transcript of the gene tbx18, whose product is annotated as T-box transcription factor 18. Gene Ontology annotation, molecular function: RNA polymerase II cis-regulatory region sequence-specific DNA binding; DNA-binding transcription factor activity, RNA polymerase II-specific. Lineage: Eukaryota; Metazoa; Chordata; Actinopteri; Cypriniformes; Cobitidae. Gene Ontology annotation, biological process: morphogenesis of embryonic epithelium; cell fate specification; somitogenesis. The record is from RefSeq and is a predicted model, not a curated record. Gene Ontology annotation, cellular component: nucleus; chromatin.
GGAAGCAUGUGGAGCAUGUGCAGCCGCGGUGUGAAAAUGAUCGCAAUGCCGCGAGCAUGACUGGAGUUCAGUGAGCUCGAUAUUUUUCAUUCAGCCAGGGCGCUUUACCACAUAUGGGCGGAACGCUCUCCACUAGGGGAUGAAACCCUGCACGCCUAUUGGUCGAAAUCGCCUAUGAUUGGCGUGUGGAAGCCCCGCCCCUCCCAGUCAUGGUUAUUGGCACUUUAACGAAUCCUUGCCACUGCCUCGGUGUCCGUGCGCGUUGACAGACCGAUGAGACUGUUUCAAAUAGCCUGUCGCUUAAUUUUCAGGGUCUUUGGCCCGGCAUGUUUUUUAAUGUCACUUGGCCUGUGCUAAUUAGCUCCUGAAGCGGACUAUACAGACUUAAGGAAUGCUAGAUUAAGUGCUGUUGCAAAUGCACUUCUGGUGAACUUCUCUCUCUCUCACCGCGCAAAACAUCUCGGACAAUCUGUCUCCUCGGUUUGCAACCAUGGCUGAGAAACGACGGUCCCCGUGUACGAUGAGCCUCAAGGCGCACGCAUUCUCGGUGGAAGCGCUCAUUGGCACGGAGAAAAGAAGAAAGUUGGAGGACGACAACGAAAACUGUUUUGAAGAUGAAAACGAAGUGUUGAACCUGACAGAAAGUACGCAAGCCGGUGUUGGGAGAACUUGCUCCAGGAGUUGCGAGAUAGAUUGCCCAAGCGACGAAUCCCCGGAGUCUGAAGACGUCUUGCUGGAUAGCCCACAGCCCGCAUCGCAGGGCUCACAGGUCCACGGGCAAUCAAGCACGAGCUUCGGGGAAGAGAUGCGCGUGGACCUGCAGGGCUCCGACUUAUGGAAGCGAUUCCACGAGAUCGGAACAGAAAUGAUCAUCACCAAAGCCGGCAGGCGGAUGUUUCCAGCAAUGCGGGUUAAGAUUACGGGACUAGAUCCUCAUCAACAGUAUUACAUCGCUAUGGAUAUUGUUCCCGUUGACAACAAACGGUAUAGGUACGUCUACCACAGUUCAAAGUGGAUGGUUGCGGGAAACGCCGACUCUCCCGUGCCACCGCGGGUCUACAUUCAUCCUGAUUCCCCAGCUUCCGGUGAGACCUGGAUGCGCCAGGUUAUCAGCUUUGACAAGCUCAAACUGACCAAUAACGAGCUGGACGACCAAGGCCAUAUCAUUCUGCACUCCAUGCACAAGUACCAGCCCCGCGUCCACGUCAUCCGUAAGGAGUGCGGUGAAGAACUCUCGCCCGUUAAGGCGGUUCCCACCGGGGAUGGUGUCAAAUCGUUCUCUUUUCCUGAAACUGUCUUCACGACUGUGACCGCUUACCAAAAUCAACAGAUAACAAGACUGAAAAUUGACAGGAAUCCGUUUGCAAAAGGCUUCAGAGACUCAGGAAGAAACAGUGUUAUGUGGUGUUGCAGGAUGGGACUAGAGGCUCUGGUUGAGUCAUACGCAUUUUGGAGGCCCUCACUGAGGACUCUGACAUUUGAGGACAUUCCUGGAAUCACCAAACAAGGUGCAGCUGGAGUGGUCGGGUCCUCAGCGCACACACAUCUGCUGUCCUCAUCCUCAUGCUCUUCCCCUACAUUCCACCUUGGUUCCGGGGCGGGGCCGGUGUGCGAUUACUCCGCCUGCAGUAGAACAAGCCACCCACUUCAUCGCUACGCCACGCCUCUUUCCGCAGAAACCUACAGUCGAUUGGCUAAUCCUGCAGCAGACGCGUUUUCCUCUACAAGAAGCUCUACUUAUGUGAGCGGUCCUGAAAGCGAGGCUUUCUCGUGCACGCAAUCCGGCCUGCCGAUCCAGAUCCACAGCAUGCCGAGCACAACCUCCCAGCUGCAAUACCUAAUGCCCAGCCAUACUCAUAACGCGUUUUCCACCAAUCAGAGCACACAAGGAUCUUAUAAUGGGUUCCGCCUGCACAGUCCAUAUGGUCUCUAUGGUUACAACUUCUCCACUUCUCCCCGAUUGGCCACCAGCCCUGAAAAGGCAGCUGCCACACAAAGUUCAUUCCUUGGCUCCUCCCCAAGCGGGACAUUGACGGACAGGCAAGUUUUAUCCACGGUGGAUGGUCUGCACAUGCUCAGUAGUAGCCAACAGAACCUUUUUGACUCACGGACUUUGGGGUUGACAAGCCCCGCAUCCCAGGUAACGGCGCAUAUGGCUUGAACUGUGACCCCUUGCUAGAUUUUUUUUUUUUUUAGUUUGUUAAAGGAGAAGUUCGGUAUUUUACACUUAAAGCCCUGUUUUCAGAUUGUUUAUGAUGAAAUAGAACGGGUUUGACUGAAAUUUGGACAUUUGAUGCUGGCCGAGAAUUUUCGGGUGUUUGUUGUAUCACCC